ACAUAAUAUUAUGUGGUGUGGUGGUGGGGAGCGUAGUGAAUAGAAGAAGAGUUAUCUAUCCGUUGAGCGUUGGCUUUGGCAUCGGCGUUCCCAUGGAAGGGUUGGCGCUUCUUCCAUUUGCACACUCACAACUCUUCUUGCGGCUUCCAAAGGUUGCCGCCAUUCCCAGUCCACACAAUAGUAAUACUAAUCAUAAUAAUACCAAUGGAUUUGUGUCUCUCAGACCGCACCGUCGACGCCGGUUUCGUUUUCGCGCUUCAUUGUUUUCCAAGGCACAGGGCGUUCCUCUUCCCCAACACCAACAACAGCAGCAACAAGUCACAGCGAAUCCCAAUUGCGUGAGUGGGGAUUCCAUACGUCAGAGAUUUCUUCAGUUUUAUGCUUCCCGCGGUCACAAGCUUCUUCCCAGCGCUUCUCUCGUCCCCGAUGAUCCCACUGUUUUACUCACCAUCGCCGGGAUGCUCCAAUUCAAGCCCAUCUUCCUCGGCAAGGUUCCAAGACAAGUACCUUGUGCUGCUACUGCACAGAGAUGCAUCCGUACUAAUGAUAUCAACAAUGUUGGCGUAACUGCCAGACAUCAUACCUUCUUUGAAAUGCUUGGAAACUUCAGCUUUGGUGAUUACUUCAAAAAACAAGCUAUUCUAUGGGCGUGGGAGCUUUCCACCUCAGAGUUUGGUUUGCCACCGGACCGAUUGUGGGUUAGUGUUUAUGAGGAUGAUGAUGAGGCUUUUCAGCUAUGGUCUGAUGAGGUUGGUGUCCCAUUUGAACGUAUAAAAAGGUUGGGAGAAGAAGACAACUUCUGGACUAGUGGAGUGACAGGUCCCUGUGGUCCUUGCUCAGAAAUUUAUUAUGAUUUUCAUCCUGAGAGGGGAUAUGUAGAUGCUGAUCUCAAUGACGAUACAAGGUUUAUAGAGUUCUACAACUUAGUCUUCAUGCAAUACAACAAAAAGGAUGAUGGUUCUCUUGAACCUCUAAAACAGAAGAACAUAGACACUGGCCUGGGACUGGAGCGUAUGGCUCGUAUUCUUCAACAGGUUCCAAACAAUUAUGAAACUGACUUGAUUUUCCCCAUCAUAGAAGAGGCCUCUAAGUUAGCAAAUGUUUCAUAUGGUUUUGCUGAUGAUCAGACAAAGAGGAAUCUGAAAAUUAUAGGAGAUCACAUGCGUGCAAUUGUAUUUCUCAUCUCUGAUGGAGUUGUCCCAUCAAAUGUUGGGAGAGGUUAUGUAGUCCGGCGGCUUAUUAGAAGGGUUGUUCGUACAGGCAGAUUGCUUGGUAUAAAGGGUGAUGGUAGGGGAGACCUUGAAGGAGCGUUUUCACCGAUUAUUGCUGAGAAGGUAGUGGAAUUAAGUACACAUAUUGAUGCUGAUGUGAAGAACAAAGCACCUCGUAUCUUUGAGGAGCUGAAGAGAGAAGAGCUUCGGUUUGUGCAGACACUGGAGAGAGGAGAAAAGUUGCUUGAGGAGAAACUUGCUGAUGCUUUAUCAAGUGCAGAAAGAAAUGGAACUGUUCCUUGCUUGGCUGGCGAAGAUGUGUUUCUGUUGUAUGAUACUUUUGGAUUUCCAAUGGAAAUAACAAAAGAAGUGGCUGAAGAACGUGGUGUGAGUAUUGAUAUGGAUGGUUUUGAUAUUGAGAUGGAGAAGCAAAGGCGUCAAUCUCAAGCUGCUCAUAAUACUGUCAGACUUGCCAUUGAAAAUGGUGAAAAUAUUGCAGAGAAUGUACGUGACACCGAAUUUAUUGGAUAUGACAGACUUCAUUGUAAAGCAAUGAUAGAAAACCUAAUGGUGAAUGGAAAUCCAGCUGUACAGGUCAGUGAAGGGAGUAAUGUGGAAGUUUUACUGAACAAGACUCCAUUUUAUGCUGAAUCAGGGGGUCAAAUUGGCGAUCAUGGUUUUCUAUAUAUUUCAGAGGGUGAUAAUCAACCAAAAGCUGUUGUGGAGAUAAUAGAUGUUCAGAAAUCUUUAGGCAACAUAUUUGUACACAAGGGUACAGUCCAAAAGGGUGUUGUAGAGGUUGGCAAAGAAGUGGAAGCAGCAGUUGAUCUGAAGCUGAGGCAGCGAGCUAAGGUUCAUCAUACUGCAACUCAUUUACUGCAAGCUGCACUUAAAAAGGUUAUAGGUCAGGAGACCUCACAAGCUGGUUCAUUGGUGGCAUUUGAUCGUCUUAGGUUUGAUUUCAACUUCCACCGACCACUUCGUGAUAGUGAGCUUGCUGAAAUUGAACUGCUGAUCAAUGGAUGGAUUGAGGAUGCAACACUACUUCAAACCAAAGUGAUGCCCCUCGCUGAUGCAAAAAGUGCUGGGGCUAUUGCAAUGUUUGGAGAAAAAUAUGGAGAAGAGGUACGUGUGGUAGAGGUUCCUGGUGUAUCAAUGGAACUAUGUGGUGGAACUCAUGUCAAUAAUACUUCUGAAAUUCGUGGCUUUAAAAUAAUAUCAGAACAGGGUAUUGCAUCUGGAAUCAGGCGAAUUGAAGCUGUAGCUGGUGAAGCCUUCAUUGAAUAUAUCAAUGCCCGUGACUUUUAUCUAAAGCAGCUAUGUUCCACUCUAAAAGUUAAACCAGAAGAAGUGACAACAAGGAUAGAAAACCUUUUGGAGGAGUUACGGGCAGUGAGAAAUGAGAAUUCUGCUGUGCGUGCAAAGGCAGCAAUCUACAAAGCUUCAGGUAUUGCGAGCAAAGCAUUGUUGGUGGGGAAUUCAAAACAGUACAGCGUGCUAGUUGAGUCCUUCGAUGAUGUUGAUGCUGAAUCACUUAAAAGUGCCGCAGAAUAUUUACUGGAAACGCUAACAGAUCCAGCAGCCGUGGUACUGGGCUCAUGUCCAGGUGAGGGGAAGGUUAGCCUAGUUGCUGCUUUUUCUCCAAGUGUGGUUGAUCAGGGGCUUCAGGCAGGUAAGUUUAUUGGACAAAUUGCAAAAUUAUGUGGCGGUGGGGGAGGUGGAAGGCCCAAUUUUGCUCAGGCAGGUGGGAGGAAGCCUGAAAAUUUGUCAAGUGCCCUAGAUAAGGCUCGGUCAGAACUCAUGGCUACUCUAAAUGAAAAAGGGAGUUGAAUUCUUAUACCCUUACCAAAUCUUGUUAUGCUAAAGCCAUGGAAUAUAUCGAUUUUCAUUGUCUGGGAAUACAGCACAAAUCACAAGAUUAAAGGGUCGGAAGCUUAAGUAAAAGUAUUCUGGCAAUUCCAGUGGCAUGUAAUGGAAGUUUCAAAAUAGUAUAGAGCUAGUAAAGUGUUGGUUAUUAGUGUGACUUUAUUCUCCUGAAACAAACUGGUAUGGCAUGCAUUCACACAAUCCAACUAGUAAAUUUUGGCAUGCGCAUCUCAGAUUGGAUGCAGGAUGUAAAUGCAAACACUAUAUACAUGAAAGAUAGUUUUGAUAGUGAAGGACGAUCAGCUGAUUCACUCACUUCUAUCUUGAUUGCUCUGGAGGAUGUUGGGAUCACAUAGAACUGAAGCGUUGUGGUGGUGAUAGGAAAGACCAACUUGUGUCAUGAACCAAUUAUGCCCUGCGAUGAAAUCAACUUUUUAAAAGGUUAAACUGUUUGAAGAAAGUACAUGAGUGAUUAUACAUCUAA
This is a messenger RNA of Vigna unguiculata (cowpea), 3561 nucleotides long. RefSeq names its product Alanyl-tRNA synthetase, class IIc. Gene Ontology annotation, molecular function: aminoacyl-tRNA deacylase activity; nucleic acid binding; alanine-tRNA ligase activity. The record is from RefSeq and is a predicted model, not a curated record. Gene Ontology annotation, biological process: alanyl-tRNA aminoacylation. Lineage: Eukaryota; Viridiplantae; Streptophyta; Magnoliopsida; Fabales; Fabaceae. Gene Ontology annotation, cellular component: cytosol; cytoplasm; chloroplast.